This is a messenger RNA of Teleopsis dalmanni, 633 nucleotides long. RefSeq lists its product as uncharacterized. Lineage: Eukaryota; Metazoa; Arthropoda; Insecta; Diptera; Diopsidae. The transcript has 2 exons. The coding region runs from base 1 to 633 and encodes 210 amino acids. The record is from RefSeq and is a predicted model, not a curated record.
AUGUCAAAGCCAAAUGGGAAAUUACGUAUUUGUACAAAUUUCAAAAUUGGUGUGAAUUCGCAAAUUGAGAUUGACAGUGAAACGAACUUGCAAGUAGAAUUGUCUGACGCAACAAAAGAACUUCUAGUAAUUAAUACGCCAUUUGGUUUGUUCCAGUUUCAACGAUUGCCACUCGGUAUUGGCAGUGCUCCUGGCAUAUUUCAACGUCUUAUGGAGGAAGUAACCGCCGGAAUACCGAACUGUGCAGUUUAUUUAGAUGAUAUAAUCGUAACAAGUCGAAAUAAUAAAGAACAUUUGAAUAAUGUUUUCAAAAUUUUUCAACGUUUGGAAGAAUACGGCUUGACAUGUAAAAGCGAAAAAUAUAGUUUUGCGCAAGAGCAGGUGGAUUAUGUUGGAAACGUAAUCAAUGUGAAUGGAUUAAUGCCCACUGGAAAACGUGUAGAGGCAAUCAAAUUGAUGCCGCGUCCUCGUAAUAUUCAAGAAGUUGAAGCUUUCAUUGGAAAAGUUAAUUAUUAUUGUUUCUAUUCAGUUAGUUUACUGAUAACUUUUUCUUCACGUUUUCUUUAUUACUUCUCAAAACCAUAUGCCGCCUUUUUACGUGUGCUUAAAGGCUACGACACAAUUAAAAAAUGA